CCAAAAAAAAUAUAUAUUUGCGUUGCUUUUAUUUUGUUUAUCGCCACUUCAAUAUAAGCUUACAUUGGUUUGGACCAUGUAAAACUUCCAAUAAAAAACACCCCGAAUCCAGGAUAACUUUUAGGCUAAAGAUCCCCUUUAGAGAUGGACGUUUAUAAGAAACUGUCUUCCCUGCAGGAAAUCUCCAAGGCACAACUAUCCAAGAUUUUCUCGACCAACCCCAAUAGAAAAUACCUUGUGAUUGAAUCCGCUCUGAUCAACCCGCUGGAGCGGGUAUGCGGCCUUCAGUGGCUAAAGGCUUCAGGGGUGGAAAGGAUAUUUAAACUGGAAGCUGUCGCUCCCAACUACCAAGAUGGUCCGAUUUUCUACAUGAUCCCCCCAGAGUUUAAGGUUUUCAACCAAGUGCUGAACCAAAUCAGGGCUCAGGUCGAUAUUGAAAACCCGCCCAGCAACAAAUACCAUGUCAUAGUCAUUCCCCGCUCCUUGUUCAUAUUUGAGGAGGAAUUAGAGCAACAUGGGCUGUUGGACAGUGUGGUAAAGCUGCAUUCCUUCCAGUGGAUGCCGGUGCAUCUGGAUAGCGGCGUUUUAAGCCUGGAAAUGCCCUUGGUGUUCAACACGCUUUUUGUAUAUGAAAACUAUGGACUAAUGCCCGCCCUAUCAAAGGCAUUGUGGCAACUGUGCUUGGUAGUUGGAAAACCAAACGUAAUCUGCGGUUUAGGCCAGCACUCAAUCAACAUCCUGAAACAGUACGAUGAGCUGUGUGAAAUUAAAGGCGAAUCCGAUAAAACCGACUCGGACUUUGGGGCUCUAAUAGUGAUGGAUCGAAGUGUGGACUACUCAAGCGCUCUGCUAACUCCAGGAGUGUACGCUGGAUUACUUAGCGAGGUUUACCCGGUAAAGUGCGGCGUUUGCAAUACCAAGAAGCUCAUAGAGGAGAAAAGUGCCCCCAAUCAACCACCGUUGGAUAACAAAUUCAUUCCAGUACGCGAAAAACAGGCUGUGAACAUCGCCCUGAAUAGUCAACAAGAUACAGUUUACGCGGACAUUAAAAACCGAUAUUUCACCGAAGUUACCUCGGUACUGAGCCACCUGACCAAGCAGCUGAAGACUGAAAAAAUCAACUCUCAAGAAAUGGCGCUCGAUGAAAUUAAGCGCUACGUUCAAACCCAACUGCAAGCGACGAAGUCGCGCAAGCUGUUUAUCACCAAUCAUUUACUAGCCGCCGAAAGCAUUAUCAAUGUUUUGGGGCACAGAUACGAAAGGCAAAAGAACGUGGAGAUCGACAUAAUGCAGAACACGAACAAAUCCUCAAAUCUGAGUUACCUGGACGAAAUAACCACGACGGAGAAUGAUAUGCUGUUGUCUUUGCGGCUGUUUUGCUUGCUGUCGAUCACCCAGGAGUUGUCGGAAAGCGAAACUAGAACAUACUGGCGCAAGUUUCUACACCACUUUGGCUUUCACUAUGGCUUCGCCUUGAAAAACCUGAUAAGCCUGGGCUUUCUGCGGGACUUCCCGCAGUCCAGUAACAUCCCAAAGUUGAGCCUGAAAAUCCCGAAAUCCAGUACGUUCCACGCUAAUGCCAAGGCAUUGAGACAAGUGCCUGCUGAUCCCGAUAACAUAAACCUAAAACACCCAACGUGUGCCAGCUAUGUGUUUGGAGGCGCGUACAUACCUUUAAUUGUUCAGGUUGCCGGUAUGUUUCUCAAUUCCGUGCCACUGGAAGACAUUCGAGCGAAGCUACAAAACCUUGGGCAAGUGACUAUUCGAAACCACAAAGGUUUUCCCCUGUUAUGCAGGAAUAUUUUGGUUUUCGUUGUCGGGGGAGUUACAUAUGCGGAAGUGGCUGCUUGCAAUCUGUUCGAAUCCCUUACUGGGUCGAAGAUUUGUGUUUUUACCGAUCGCGUUAUUAAUGGUAAUGAUCUGGUAUAUGAUGUACUAAGUCUACCUAAGUAGUAUGUACCAGGAGUAUUUUCUCCGGUCGUCAUAAAGUUAAGCCUUAAUGUCAGUGUGCGAAGACUUUAGACUACUGCAAAUAAUAUUUUCUAAAGGCAAUUAA
Molecule: messenger RNA, 2056 nt
Organism: Dendroctonus ponderosae (mountain pine beetle)
Lineage: Eukaryota; Metazoa; Arthropoda; Insecta; Coleoptera; Curculionidae
Gene: Vps33B
Product: vacuolar protein sorting-associated protein 33B
Exons: 3
Coding region: 145-1953 (602 amino acids)
Biological process (GO): vesicle-mediated transport; intracellular protein transport
Cellular component (GO): lysosome; CORVET complex
Source: RefSeq, a predicted model, not a curated record